Molecule: messenger RNA, 1719 nt
Organism: Dermacentor albipictus
Lineage: Eukaryota; Metazoa; Arthropoda; Arachnida; Ixodida; Ixodidae
Source: RefSeq, a predicted model, not a curated record
AGCUGCAGAGGCCUCUUCCCGCGUGCGCGAAGAAGGCCAAACGCAGCGAAGGCGCGUACACGUGUACUCCAACGGGUGCAAAAACAUGCACGACGCGGAGAUACGUGGAGGCAAUCGAGGCGAAGUCGUCGGAGCGAGGAGAAACGUGACUUUUUCCGAUCGCGGCUCAGACGGCUCCCCCGGCAAGAAGUGAAGAGCAAACAUGCGAGAAGUGCGAGAAUGGCACGAAACGAGGGGGCUAGCGAAGCGGCGAAUCAGAAGCCUCAGUUUACCACGACGUCAUGAAGACCCGGGAACCAGUGAGCGCGCAGCAGACUGGUUAAAACGUGAGCUCGGAGCCAGAAAAUUUUGAAUCGUGUCUUCGGGUGCAGCUAUGAACGUCGCCAAGAUCCUCUGCCUGCUCUUUGGCCUCGCCCUCUGCGUAGCCUGCGGAGUCAAGCUGGGCCUCGCUUUGGCGCCCUACGUGUGUGCUGCUAACCUGGCCAAGGACGCGGAACAGACGAUGGUCGCCCACAAGCUGUCUCUGGCUACCAAGGCACUCGCCAUGAUCACCGGUAAACGUUCUUUCAGGGCGACCAUCUCCUACAACUCUCAGCUUGAGCGUUACGAAGACGCUCCCGCAGCGACCGUUGAAGACAACGUGGUCAGGGGCGCUCUGAAAAGCGCCGCGUCCAUUACGGCUGCUCCGAAGCCCGUCAAUGUAGAAAACGAGGCGAAAGUUGAGUGGCUACCCAGCGAGACGAAGUCCACGACCCAACUUCCAACGCUGCCGUCGGUGCCCAAGAUUGCGGUGCCCGCAGGUGUCCCUAAGGUCGCGGUUCCCCAGAUACCAAGGAUUGUGGUGCCCAAGCUGAUCGUCCACAAGAUCGUCAUGUCGGAGAUUGCUAUUCCUGACGUCGUGCAGUCCAAAGUUGACCGACUGAACAGCAAGUUCAACAAGCUAGGCAGCAAGUCUGCCGCCUUUCUUGGCGGUCCCAAGUACCAAAGCGGCUACAUUAAGGGCGGAUUCCGCGUCGCUCAUGGCGCUGGCCCCGCCGCUGACGUCCACCUGGGGUCCAAUCCUGAGCCGACUCGAGUCUCCCCCGUCGAGCCACGACAGUUCACCGUUGUGCACAAGAACCCUCAGCUCGAGCAGAGCGUCACCACUGUGUCGGCGCCCGUCCACCGCAGCCGUCCUGUCCGUUCCGUCGACGCCGGCGUGAUGGGCCGUUACUUUAGGAUUAUUCAAGCCAACGACGAAGGGCGCUGCGUUGCGCUCAUGGUUUGCUCCAUGGCCGCGCAUCCGCAACAGUUUGGCGUCUACGGUCGCAAGGUCGUCGACUUCUUCGAUGACGUCAAGCCCUCAGCGUUGUCACCCGUGGCACCCUACAAGGAGGCGUCGCGUGUCGGUCGCAGCGGGGAUUCCUGCCGGUCACGCUAUUCGGCUUGCCAGGUGGAUCCCAUGUAUCUGGCCCGUCUCGGUGAAUCCCAUGCCAACGUGAUCUAGAGUACACCCGGCCGGGAGUUCCAGCUCGUCACCCAUGUAUAUAGCUCGCCCCGUGUAUAUGGACCUCAUGCUUAUGCAUAUAUAUCACGCUGAUUUGCUUCUGACAAAUGUAUAGUAGCAUGUAUAUAUUUGCAUAUUUGUAUAUAUCUAUAUGUAUAUAGUUGCACAUAUAUAACUGACCGGUUGCGUCUUUUGUAAUGCAGUAUGUUUUAAACAUGGUAAAUAAAAGUAUA